UAACCGGAUAAAUGGUUUUUACGCAAUAUUCGACGUCGGUUAACCGUCCACUUAUCACAAAAUGACGAUAUUUAGAGCCGUCGUAGCUUUGGUGGUGAUUUGUUCGACCAUGGUCAUAGCUGACUAUACAGAUCCCAAAGAACCACCACUAUCAUUGUUACCGGAAAACCCAUUUUCAGGUCAAUUUCCGGAUCCUUGCAAAAGUCUUCUUUUUCCAUUUUCAUUUCCUUUGCCAGAACUCAUCAACAACUUUCCACCCCCAAUUUUUUCGACCUUGUUACCGUUCCCUUUUUCUAAACCAGGUUUCAAAUUUCCACCUUCAUUACUGACACCAGAUGUACCCGUAGAAUCACUACCAGCAACACUGGAAACACUACUACCAGCUGGACCAGAACCGCUUCCUGCUUAAGAGUUAAGACACAUUAUAAUUCGUUUCCAACAGACAUAACCACAUUGUUAUAAUGAGCGUCACACCAAUUUUAAUUAUCAAGAUUAUAAUAUAAUAUUAAUAAAAGCAUAACAAAUAACAUUUAACCAAUUCUUAAUUAUACUUAAAUAGGUAGGUGUGUGCAUAUUUUUUAUUAGCUCAAUAAA
Molecule: messenger RNA, 594 nt
Organism: Aphis gossypii (cotton aphid)
Lineage: Eukaryota; Metazoa; Arthropoda; Insecta; Hemiptera; Aphididae
Exons: 2
Coding region: 62-409 (115 amino acids)
Source: RefSeq, a predicted model, not a curated record